Ylistrum balloti is the source of this 6915-nucleotide messenger RNA. RefSeq names its product protocadherin Fat 4-like. Gene Ontology annotation, molecular function: calcium ion binding. The transcript is spliced from 34 exons. The record is from RefSeq and is a predicted model, not a curated record. Gene Ontology annotation, cellular component: plasma membrane. Gene Ontology annotation, biological process: homophilic cell-cell adhesion. Bases 1 to 6915 code for a protein of 2304 amino acids. Lineage: Eukaryota; Metazoa; Mollusca; Bivalvia; Pectinida; Pectinidae.
AUGUUUAAGUGUGCCAUACCCAUGUUUAAGUGUGCCAUAUCCAUGUUUCAAUGUGCCAUAUCCAUGUUUAAGUGUGCCAUACCCAUGCAAAUUCCUCUUGGAGCUAACUGUACCUUCGCACCUUCUGCAUGUAAUGAAUCAAAUUCUGAGUGUGUCCAAGGAAAAUGUGUCUGCGCGAAUGAUUUUUUCGACUCGAACGGACUUGCUGAUGCUGGAAGCUGUCUCAGCGAAUUAUCACUUGGUCAGACGUGUUCUCUUGGAAUCCCUGACCAGUGUACGGAUCCUAACGCUGAUUGCAAGGUGAAUGGUGGCAUUGCCUCGUGUGGCUGUCAGCUGGCAUUCUACAGGAGCCCUGCUGGCAAAUGUGAAGAAAAAAUAGCCAUUGGGGCAAGCUGUGCUUCUGGUGUAUCUAACCAAUGCGCGGACGAAAAUGCAGAAUGUGGAGACACCAACACCUGUGAUUGCAACGCCGGAUUUUAUAUACUUGGAAGCAGUUGUGCUGCAGAACUGGAACUUGGUGACACGUGUAACAAUGUUGAUGGUGAAUGCGGAACGGCCGAUUCUGAGUGCAAGGGGAACUGUGCUUGUGUAACAGGAUUCUACGACACUAACGGGGCAGAGACUGGUGGUACCUGUGCUCCAAGGAACAGCGAGCCUGAACUUAAAACAUAUGAUUGCAGUUUGACAUUGAAUCAGGUGUUUACAAUAGAAAUGAACGAUCUGGAAAGUGACGCUUCUAAACAAAUUGCAGGAGAUCUUAGAAUAAUCCUUCAAAGCGAACUUGGUAACGUACUGCUAGCAGUUGUUCUGACCCUUUUAUCGCCAGGCAGUAUCAAAAUAGACUACGUUGUCACACUGUCCAAGUCCGUAACACCUGAUACACUGCAAACAGCUGUGGUCAAUGGUCAAGCGGCUAAUCUCAACAAUUUGAACUUCAUCACAAGCAUUGAUCCUAACUCUAUCGCCGUUACUGAAUCAGAGCAAGUACCCUGUGUGCAGACUUCGGCCAACAGAACAGAUAUCCCCCUGAACGGUCGGUGUGGAGAUCACAGCGCCACUGGUAUCUGUGUGACACCUAACAGUGCGUGUGUGGACAGGCUAGGAGUUUGGAGAUGUCGCUGUGAAUCGGGCUUCAUUCAAACUAAGGACCAAAGGAACUGCACACCUGCACCGACAGACCUGUUUGCUUAUCACAACCUCACUGUAACUCUGCAAGUACCAAAACCUGUCGGAACACAACUUUUUUCCAUCCCUUUCUCCAAUGACGUCGCUAAUUUGUGUACUACCAUACCAGAGGUUUCUUUUGUAAAAGCAUUCACAGAUAACAACUUCCGGUAUGAGGUUAACUGUACUGCUGUGUCAGUGAUUUUGGAUUCCUCAUUGUCCGACACUGAUACGAGUUUUGCUUUAAGCAUUCAAGCGAAGAUGACAUUUAGUGACCUGAUAAUCUCUGACGAAAUUGUCACCAUAUUUGAGACAUACUCGGAUGUUUCCAUACCCACAGAAUUAUGUGUAACUGUGACUGAUGGAACGUUUUCCGGCCAGUUACUGGCCACUUUACCUACCUUACGGUCUGGAGAAUCUUACGAUGCACCAGUAUCAAGUAAAUACGCGUUACAAGGGGAAAAUGUGUACUGUAGAGAUUCUAUCAACCUCACUACCAUCACGGGACAGUCCGAUAUUGCUGCUUUUCUAGACAAGUUUAUCCUUACUUAUGGGUCGAAAACUUUAACGAUAAAAUUCCUUAUUGUUAGAGUUGAAAUGGACGUCACCAAAAGGGAGGACACGUCAACAAAUUCAAUUAUAUUAAAAUAUUCAAUUUCAGAUUCAUUUACAUUGAUAUCUACAGAUCUACCAUAUACAAAUCUGACACUUGGAGUCUCCAACGUUAGAGUUGGAUCUGGUCGCCUAGAUUUUGAGAGCAAUAUGUCACCGAUUAUUUUCAACAUUGAAGUCAGGGUAUGUUCAUUGACGGCUUCGACAAAAGUAGUUUUACAUAUAACGGACGUCAACGACAUUGCACCUCAAUUCUCAAGUAGCACAUAUUCAUUUGAUAUCUUUCCUGCUUCUCUGGCGGGUUUGUUAGUCGGUGCAGUCACAGCAACUGAUAUUGACAGCAUGACAUCUCUGUCCUUCAGCGUGGACAGCUCAUACUUCGGUAUUGACAGCAAAGGCGUCAUCAAGACAUUGACUAGGACUGAAGUUAUACCAUUCGUGGAGAUAACAGGAGAGUCAAAAUACCUUCUAAACGUGACAGUGAGUGACGGAGUGAGAAGCGGAAUGGCACAGGUCACCGUAAACUUGGCUCGUCUACCAGGAACAAACCUAGGGCUGACCUUUGUUGCCAAUAUAUUUGAAAACAGCCCACCUGGUACAUACGUCUUGACGGCAAAUAUCAGCGAUUACAGCAACUUCGAGUUUGCGAGCGAUAGCGCACAGGAGUAUUUCUCUCUCAAUAUUACUACGGGGGAGGUUUUCACCAAUAAACAACUUGACCGAGAAAACGAGGAUGAAAAUAAGCUUCGGUUUGCAAUUACGGCAUUCAAAAGCAGUGAAACGACCUGCUCUCUCACCGUACUUGGGGAUCUUGAAGUGACGGUGGAUGAUGUCAAUGACAACGCGCCUGUGUUUCAACAUUCGGAGUACACGGGUCAGAUAGCGGAGGGUAGCACUACUGGUAGAACUGUUGAGCUUCAAGUUUCCAUCGCAGCUACUGAUGCUGAUGUGGACUCAUCCUUUACUUUUGGUGUAUCCAGCAGUAAAUUUGCGAUUGAUGGAAUGACAGGCGUAAUAACAACGAUCUCAGAAAUUGAUCGCGAGGAGAUGGAGACGAUGACUCUUGUCGUUACAGCUGACGACGGCGUUAACACAGCUUCUGUUAGCAUAGUCAUCACAGUGAUAGAUGUCAAUGAUAAUCCACCAGCGUUCACAUUCACAGCAGGGAACUGGAGGUCAACAAGUAUAAGUGAGGGAAUCUCCGUUGGAAAUGUCGUCACCACAGUUACAACGAGCGACCUUGACGCUGGCGAAAAUGGCAGAAUAUUUUACAGUAUCCAAGGAGACUCUGGCUACUUCCGAAUGGAUGACAGACUUUCUGGUGUAAUCACUGUUGCGCAUAACUUAGACAGAGAGGAAAAACCAGUUCACACUUUUACUGUGCUAGCACGUGACAAUGGAAUUCCGUUUCUAAGCGUAAAUACAUCGAUAACUGUAAGCCUGAUAGACAUUAAUGACAACGACCCCGUAUUUAAUUUCACUACUCUAGAAACGACGAAACCAGAGGACGCUUGUGCACUAAUUGGUGCGCCUUUGUUGACGGUAUCUGCUACCGACGAAGACGACGGUUCGAACGGGGAGAUUGCAAGCUAUUCCUUCACCGGAGGAAAUGAAGAUGGAGUUUUUACAAUCGAUACUGGUGGAGUAAUUCGAUGUAGCAAAGGUUUAGAUUACGAAACUACUGCUGAGUAUAAACUGGUUACCGUAGCAACGGAUAAUGGAAAUCCUCCCCGAAGCAGCUCCUCCACUGUCACAAUAACGAUCUCCGACAUUAACGACAACAUACCUUCGUUUACACAAGAACUUUCUUCUGGGUCCCACUUCAUAAAAAUCAGGAAGUCGGAUUUCGCUGGUCAGGCUGGAAAGCCAGUCAUGGUAGUGACCGUUGUUGACCGGGACAGUGGUCUGAACGGCCAAAUUAAGACACCAAUCGGUCUUACCUUGCCAACUGGACUAAGUCUCACUCUUGAAGAGAGUGGUGUUCUGCGCACGAACAGAUCCGAUCCUCCAAUCCAGAAUCUCACAGUCAUAAUGACAGCCACGGAUAAAGGCUUUCCAUCUCUUUCCUCCACGGCCACACUGACUUUGGAAAUAGUGGAUGACGGCACGACAGAAGGAAAAGUGCAGUUUCAGGAUCAGGACAUUUCAAUGAAUAUUGAAGAGAACACUUCCAACAGAGAAAUUGGAUCGUUGGCCAGUCGGGUGACUUAUUUACCUGGUGCAACAGUCUUGUUCGACAAAGUUUCGGGAGCUGAAAACGUGAAAAUUGAUUCGUCCGGCAUUGUAAAGGUCGAAGAUCCGUUUGACAGAGAAACGAUAAGCUCAACUGUAAUCGUUGUUCGAGCUACUGUAGAUGACGAAUCAGACUUGGCACUUCUAACAGUGACCGUUGAUGACCUGAAUGACAACCAUCCAACAUUUGGUUCAGUGGACAAGUACCGUCGUAUUCUUGCCGAAGACUUCGCCAUGGAUAAUGAGGUAGCUACUGCUGUGGCUACAGACCAGGAUGAUGGUUCCAAUCAAAAAAUAACCUACACAAUAAUAACUUCUGGCGAUUGUUCUGACCAUUUUGUUGUUGCCUCAACAACCGGUAUCAUCUCGUUGGACAGAAACCUUGACCGAGAAGGGUCAUUUUCUUUCUGUGCUUUCUCAAUUAAAGCCACGGACGGAGGCAGUCCAAGUCUUACAGCUACUGUUCCAGUAGAAGUGACAGUGACUGAUGUUAACGACAACAGUCCGCUCUUUAGUGAUCUGUCCUCUACAGGGGGGUAUGACAUUACAGUGAUGGAGGACCUGCGUAUCAGUGACCAGACGGAGCCCUUUGGGUACAUCACUGAUGCUGACAUAGGACCGAAUGGUGCUGUAGAUAUUUCUCUCUCUCCAGAUGCUCUUUGUCCUUUUUCAGCUAAGUUAGAAUUCACAACAGUUGUCAUUUCCGAUGUCUUCAAAAUCAUCCUCACAUUGGCAUCCAUACUGGACUAUGAAGCAGUGAAGUUCCAUACUUGUGAAGUACUGGUGUUCGAUAAAGGGAUACCAUCCUUGAACAACACUGUAAAGGUCGAUAUCACAGUCGCUGACGUGAAUGACAACCCACCCGUCUUCUCUGUUAAAAAUUACAACGUUGACGUAUCACGUGAUGCAAACAUAGGUCAUGUGAUAACUGAUGAAAUAAAUGCAACUGAUGCGGAGUCAACAGAUCUAAGCUUUAAGUUUGAUGAAAUGGAUUAUAUUGAAUACUUCAAUAUCAAUUUUGUAACGGCUAGAAUCACAGUGAACUUAAAACUUGUUGACCUCCAACGAGAUGACUUGGUCCUAAACGUUAUAGCAGAGGAUGGAGGCCUCCCGCCGCUGUCGGCUACAGCCACUGUUAGCAUAUCAAUCAAGGAUGAUAACAUACGUCCCGUCUUUGAAAAACCCGUGGAAAUACUGGAACUUAUUGAACACGCUAGUGUUGUCAAUCCUAUCUUCACCGCCGUGGCAACAGACCGUGUCGGAAGACAGGAUCCUGAACGUUGUAACUGUACCUAUAGGUUCGAAACCCCUUCAGAAACCUUUGAAAUCAACAACACCACCGGCGAAAUCAACGUCAAGCAGGGGGUUGACAUUGACAGAGAAAAAACACCAGAAAUCAUCUUGUAUAUAAUAGCUACUGAUCCUGGUAAUAAGGACUCCCUACCUGUCAGUCUGACACUCACUAUAGCGGACAUCAAUGACCAAAGCCCUGUCUUUACGGACAUUAGGGAUGGAGACUAUAGAUUUACACUGUUACAGGCGGCUCCGGUUGGCUCCGUCGUGGGGACUGUGAUUGCUGAGGACGCGGAUGCAGAGGAAAACGCCAUUCCAAUAUAUUCAUUAAGAGGUGCGAGUUAUUCCUGGUCCCCACUGAUAGCCAACCCCACAGACCUAUUCUCGGCCAUACCUGUCGGUAUCUACCCUCAAAAUGGUACCAUCUUCACCAACGGCUCUUUAGAUCUUAAUGCUACAAGAAACUUUUACAUUGAGCUGGUUGUGAGAGCUGAAGACUCAAAGGACAGUUUAAAGGCCACAGAAACAAAAGUCAUCAUCCAGGUGGAUUACGAAGAUCCUAACGGUUACCGUCCGGAGUUUUCUCAAGAUAAAUAUCGCACUUCGUUAGCCAAAUCAGUCACUAUUGGAACAGUGUUGGACAUCAAUGUGACAGCUUCUGACCGUGACACCGGCGCUGACGGAGCGAUCAGUUAUAGAAUUACAGCUGGCAAUAUCAGGGAUAUUUUUAGCAUUGAUUCACUAACAGGACAACUAUCUGUUGCCUAUGUCAUCGACCUUACUACAAAUAUCGUUAACAUGACUAUCCAGGCAAAGGAUGGAGGGAUUAUACCAAAAACGGGGUACUGUUCUGUGGAGAUUGUCCUCACCGGAGACCCCGUCGACUGUAGACCCUCUCCAGACACCAGUAACCAGUGGUUCAUACCAAUGUUGGUAUUAGCCGGUGUUCUGGGUGUCGGUAUCGUGGCCUUACUCGUACUAACUUACCAUUUCGUAAAAUUACGCCACAAAUAUCAGGACCCGAACCACAUGGCAUUAAGAGAUACGAAAAGGAGCAUUUACACGGCCCAUGGUCAAUCCAUGGCGGAAGAUUACAGAAGUUACGCUCCAUUAUCAGCCACCAGUCGAACGUUCCCGGGUCAAAUGGUUCCAUUCCAUGAUCAACAAAUCUCAAUUUACCGUUCCAUGGACAGUUUGAGAGCUGACCAGAGUGGUCAGUCUAACUUGCUGGUUGACCUGUCUGUUGAAUCUGACUUGCUGGUUGAUCUGUUUGUUGAAUCUAACUUGCUAGUUGACCUGUCUGUUGAGUCUUAUUUGCUGGUUGAUCUGUCUGUUAAGUCUAACUUGCUGUUGAUCUGUCUGUUGAGUCUAACUAGGAUGAGUUCCGCGGAUGGUAGUUUUGCUGGUUCUGAAUACUCUAACUAUGAACAUCCACAUGAACAGGGUUCACGAAUCGCAUCCAGUCGACAAUCUACGUCUUAUGAAGUUCACAACCGGCAAUUACAGUCCGGUGUUAACAACCGCGGAUCAAAGCGUCACGGUGUAAUAUUCAGUGAACCAAGCAAUUUGUCCUUCCGACACCCAACUUUCCAUGAACCGGAAGUAGAUUACUAA